CCUCCAUGUCUCUCUCUCUCUUUCUUUCUUGGUCAUCAUGAUUCAUGAUCAUCCAACAUCCUCAGCUUAGCUUAAACUAAAUUAUAAAUCCCACAAAAGGUAAAAGGUGGUGUUAAAGAAGAAGAAAAGCAAAUCCAUACAAGCAAGGACCAGAUUCGAAGUGGUAGAGCCAGCCAGCCAGAGAGAAAGAGGGUCUGUUGUCAUCAACAACCCAUUUUCAAUUCUUCUUCUCUUGUAAAAGGGUUUCUGUGGAAACGAAGCAUGUGUUUGUAUAACAAAGGAAAGCUUAGAGACUAAGGGGAACCGAGCCUACCCCUCUUCCCUUCUCUUCUCUGCUUCUUGCUCUUUUCUUUUGCUUGUAGCAGCUUUUUUCAAGGCUAUUUGGAAGCUUGGAUGGUCUCAAUAAGGAACAGCCAGGAAUGCUAGGAACAUGGGAAAGAAAGGGAGUUGGUUUUCUGCUAUAAAGAGGGCUUUUUCACCUCACUCCAAGGAGAAGGUGGUCAAUGGUUUGGAGAAGAAAAGUGGAAAAGAAAAGAACAAGGGAAAACUAAAAAAUGGAGAAACCAAUUCAUUCAUUCCCCUGUUCAGAGAACCGAGCAGCAUUGAGAAAAUUUUUGGGGAUUUUGAAAGGGAGCAACAUAUAAUACCUUUUAGACCUCCUAUACCUGAUGAGCAACCACAAUCACCACCUCCAGUGGUUGCAAGAGUUGAUUCUCCAAGGGCAGCUUCUCCAAGGGUUCCUUCUCCAAGGGCUCCAUCUCCAAGACCGCCCUCUCCAAGAGCUCCAUCUCCUAAGAUAGUUCAUCAUCAUAAGGAGAUCAGCUACAGGGCAGAACCAACUCUAAGGAACCACCAUGCUUCUGUUACUAAAAUCCAAGCCGCCUAUAGAGGUUAUACGGCAAGGAGAAGCUUUAGAGCCCUGAAGGGUCUAUUGAGGCUUCAAGGAGUGGUUAGGGGACAGAAUGUGAAGCGUCAAACAGCCAACGCCAUGAAAUACAUGCAACUCUUGGUGCGGGUUCAAUCUCAGAUUCAGUCACGAAGGAUCCAGAUGUUAGAAAGCCAAGCAAGACGUCAAGUUCAAUACAAGAAUGACAAAGAUGUUGAAAACACAUUUGGCAAAUGGACCUUGAGCCAGGCAUCUGAGAUGGGAAACAAUGAUGACUGGGAUGAUAGCUUGCUAACUAAAGAGGAAGUAGAGGUGAGGGUGCAGAAAAAGGUUGAGGCUGUCAUCAAAAGAGAAAGAGCAAUGGCUUACGCAUAUUCCCACCAGGUAUGGAAAGCUACACCUAAAUCAGGUCAAACACCUUUAGCUGAUAUCCGAUCCGGUGGUUUUCCAUGGUGGUGGAACUGGUUGGAACGUCAACUGCCUCCAAAGGAGCCUCCUGUUGAAACCAAUGCAAUGAAGACCUUUCAACCUACUCCUUCAAGGCAGCGUCCGGAGCUAAAGCAGAGCCCUUUACCCCAAUCAAGCAAUCAAAGGCAACAUCCUUUUGCUUAUGAUAGCAAUCUGGACACACCGAAAUCCUCAAAAUCAACCAUAAACCUCACAACAAUAAAACAAGCACGAACCCCGUCUCCCUUUAAUAUGAGUACUCCACAAGCAAACAGCUCUCGUCUAUCAAAGUAUGCAAGGCCAACAGCAGGUGGAUCGAACUCCCCUUUCGGAUUCCCACUAAAGGAUGAUGAUAGCCUUAUAAGCUGCCCUCCAUUCUCAGUUCCAAGCUACAUGGCUCCCACUGCUUCCGCGAAAGCCAAAGCCAGAGCUAGUAGUAAUCCAAGGGAGAGGUUUAUGGGGACUCCAAGCAGUGAAUCAAAGAGGAGGCUCUCGUUUCCUUUGACUCAAGGUAUUGGGUCUUUCAAGUGGAAGAAAGGUUCUUUUUUAUCUAAUAACAAGGAUUCUAGCUCUCAGAGGAAUUUAGAUAAAAACCAGUCUCUGCAAUCUAUAGAAAAUAUGAGUAUAGACUCCACUGUUUCUAUGCCUGCAGGAGUUGGAAGGAGGCCAUUUAACAGAUUUGUGUGAUUAAAUUUUUUUAACCUUCUGUCUACCCCCAUUGUGAUGUUUCUUUUGUAUGUGUUUGGUGAUAGAUUGAGUCACAAGUUUACUGGUGUAAAAAAUAAUAAACAAAAAUAUAGGAAAUGAUGGUUUGGAAAAUUUUCUUUUUUCUCUUGUUUAGGAUUUGGGUUUUGGAGAAGUAUUUGGAGAAUUGUUUCGUUUUGGUUUGCUAAUUAAACUAGUGUACAAUUAUGUAUCGUUUAUAGUAGGUAAUUUGCCCCCUCAUUUCCAAUAUCUCAACUCUAAUUGGUUUGAUAUCUAAUCGAUGUGUAAUGUGUAUUGUAAAAGUUAUAUAUAUGUUCUUAAUGCU
Molecule: messenger RNA, 2363 nt
Organism: Argentina anserina (silverweed cinquefoil)
Lineage: Eukaryota; Viridiplantae; Streptophyta; Magnoliopsida; Rosales; Rosaceae
Product: protein IQ-DOMAIN 14-like
Exons: 6
Coding region: 431-2020 (529 amino acids)
Molecular function (GO): protein binding
Source: RefSeq, a predicted model, not a curated record